Musca domestica (house fly) is the source of this 1017-nucleotide messenger RNA. RefSeq names its product lysine-specific demethylase 6A-like. The transcript is spliced from 4 exons. The record is from RefSeq and is a predicted model, not a curated record. Gene Ontology annotation, biological process: regulation of gene expression. The coding region runs from base 105 to 965 and encodes 286 amino acids. Gene Ontology annotation, molecular function: RNA polymerase II cis-regulatory region sequence-specific DNA binding; chromatin DNA binding; histone H3K27me2/H3K27me3 demethylase activity. NCBI's taxonomy places the organism in Eukaryota, Metazoa, Arthropoda, Insecta, Diptera, Muscidae. Gene Ontology annotation, cellular component: MLL3/4 complex.
GGUUUGGCACUAACGUUGAUUUAUCUGACGAACGAAAAUGGCGUCCACAACUAGCCGAGCUUCAAAAAUUGCCUGCUUUCGGCCGUGUUAUAUCUGCUGCAAAUAUGCUCUCUCAUGUUGGCCAUGUUAUAUUGGGAAUGAAUACAGUACAACUUUACAUGAAAGUGCCAGGAAGCAGGACUCCGGGGCAUCAAGAAAACAACAAUUUCUGUUCAAUAAAUAUCAACAUCGGGCCUGGCGAUUGUGAGUGGUUUGCGGUCCCUGACGCUUACUGGGGAGGCAUUCAUAAUUUAUGCGAACAAAAUAACAUAAGUUACUUACAUGGAUCUUGGUGGCCUGUAUUAGAUGAUUUAUAUAAAGAAAAUAUUCCAGUUUACCGAUUUAUACAACGACCCGGUGAUUUGGUUUGGGUCAAUGCUGGCUGUGUACAUUGGGUACAGUCGGUUGGAUGGUGCAAUAAUAUUGCGUGGAAUGUUGGUCCUCUUACUGCUCGACAAUAUUCACUAGCUGUGGAAAGAUACGAAUGGAACAAACUCCAAAACUUUAAAAGUAUUGUACCAAUGGUCCACCUAAGUUGGAACCUUGCGCGGAAUAUACGUGUCGCAGAUCCAAAACUAUUUGAAUUGCUUAAAACAUGUUUGCUCCAAACCCUGAAAAAUGUAAUUCACACAUUAGAUUUCGUUAAAUCCAAAGGUGUACUUGUCCGUUUCCAUGGAAGAGGCAAGAACGAAGCAUCUCAUUACUGCGGCCAAUGUGAGAUUGAAGUGUUUAACAUUCUCUUUAUAAGAGAACAGGAGAAACGGCAUGUAGUCCACUGUAUGACAUGUGCUAGAAAACAAUCGCCAAAUUUACAAGGAAUUGUUUGCUUGGAGGAAUACCGAUUGUCAGAGCUCUGUCAAGUUUACGACGCAUUUAUGCUAUAUAAAUCUCAUGCACUGCCAGACAAUUCACCAACAAAUCAUUGACUUAACAUGCUACUUAUUAAUAAACAAUAAAAUUAGAACAUUUUAUAACAAA